AUGCAAUCAGUGUAUCCCAAUCACACAAGUCUACAUAUAGAGCCCAGCUACUACGACAAUGGGGUUCCAGUGUUCAAACCGACCAUGCACGAGUUUCGGGACUUUUACAACUUCAACAAGGCAAUCAACAAAUACGGAAUGGAGUCGGGCAUAGUCAAAGUGAUCCCUCCUACCCAAUGGGUGCUGCGAGUGCAGAAAUGUUACACCGAGAGCAAUUUGGGGCAAGUGUCCAUUCAGAACCCGAUAGUGCAGAGCAUCAACACGAAUGCGCCAGGGAUAUACCAACUGCAGAAUAUAGAGCGAUACAAAAAGUAUUCCAUAUUCCAAUGGCGGGAAAUGGCCAAGACACGCCAGCCGCCACGACGGAAGCAGAGGAGCGACAAGCCAGAAGUUGGGCAUGGGCAUGCGAAACGCAUUCCAUUCUACAACAUCAACACGAGUGAGUACACUGAUGAACGAUGUAAGGAACUUGAGACUAAUUACUGGAGGUCAUUGUCGUACUCGGAGCCGAUGUAUGGAGCAGACACUAUGGGGACUGUUUUCGACAAAUCGAUAACAGUGUGGAAUGUGGCACAUCUACCGAACUUGCUUGAUCUAAUGGAGGAGAAACUACCAGGGGUGAACCAGGCAUAUUUGUAUGCGGGGUUGUGGAAGGCGUCGUUUGCAUGGCACUUGGAAGACCAAGACUUGUACCUGAUAAAUUAUUUACAUUUUGGAGCACCAAAACAAUGGUACCUGAUACCACAAAGCCAGCACAAAGAGUUUUAUGCAUUGAUGGUUGAUCUAUUCCGGGAUGAGUUCAAGCAGUGCCGUGAAUUUCUUAGACACAAAACGUUUAUGGUGUCGCCUGCAUAUCUUGAAAAACAUGGUAUUAAAGUGAACCACACGAUACACCGAGAGGGCGAGUUUAUGAUCACAUACCCGUAUGGGUACCAUGCCGGGUUCAACUACGACUACAACUUGGCGGAGUCGGUGAACUUUGCGUUGGACGAUUGGUUUGAGUUUGGGAAACGUACCAAAAAGUGUGAAUGCAUUAAUGAUUCUGUUGGGAUAAAUGUCAAACAUUUGUGGGAAAAGUACUAUGGCACCAAGUAUGAGACAGCAAAAGAGGAAGAAGAAGGGCGUGGCAAUAGAUUCUCAUCCGACUCUGAUGGUUCAAUAGAAGUGGUCAAGGUGGAGAAGAUCCAACGCAAGUGCCGCAAGAGGAAACAAGACCAUGUGGACCCUGCAAAUACGAGGAGACCACACAAACAACCAGAAAUCAUCCCUCGUGAAUGCGAGCUUUGUCCCAACACCCUUCAACAAACAAAAUACUCCCAUUCAUCCUUGUUUGAAUUGUUGGAAGCUGAUGUGAAUGGUGCAACACCUAGGACGGCACGUCGAGUGCAUAAAAUAUGUGCCAGUAUGUUUCCCCAUCAACUCAAGUGUAACUGCAAAACUAACACAGUGCAUGGGUUAGACAAUAUUACAAAGAACCAGAAGAAACUACGUUGUGGUGUUUGUCGUCAAAGCAACAUGGGUGCAUGCUUCCAAUGCAGCUACGAGAAAUGCACCCGAGCAUUCCAUGGAACUUGUGGAUUGGUCGAUGGUGUACAGUACGAUUUCAACUCAGGAGAAGCAUUCUGUAAAUUCCACUGCCAAUCCUCCACAUCACUAGAAUUUAGAGUUGGGAUGUAUGUGCAGUUUUUGUUCAACCACAGAGUAUAUUUUGGUCAACUAGUCAGUUUAGGUGAAGGGGAUGUAGAAAUUGAGGUAUAUCCUUCUGCUAAAGAUAUUAUUGAAAUACCAAUGACAAGUAUAAUUAAUGUUGUAUAA
Messenger RNA from Candida dubliniensis CD36, 1815 nucleotides. RefSeq lists its product as uncharacterized. Gene Ontology annotation, cellular component: nucleus. The record is from RefSeq and is a predicted model, not a curated record. Bases 1 to 1815 code for a protein of 604 amino acids. Gene Ontology annotation, molecular function: histone H3K9 demethylase activity; histone H3K36 demethylase activity. Gene Ontology annotation, biological process: chromatin remodeling. NCBI's taxonomy places the organism in Eukaryota, Fungi, Ascomycota, Pichiomycetes, Serinales, Debaryomycetaceae. The transcript has a single exon.